ACGUGCUUUUUGUGCUAGUCACAUGACCGCCAUCAUGGCGACAUUCUACUUUUACCAGUGGAGACUAUAAAAUAUUACAACACAAUGCCAUAUACGAUGUAGCUACCAGAUAAGUCGUUGUUCCAACAGAAACCUAUCUCUAUGAUGUUAAAUUCGGGAUAAUAACGUAAAGAUACUUAAACUUCACUUGCUAACAAAAUUUCAAUAAUAUUUUUUGUUAGCCUUUCUCAUAGUAGAAUCGCGCCCAUCUACCGUUCAGAACACACUUUGUCAGUCUGGGACUUGUCAUGUUUUGAAGAUGUUUUCUUUUUUGUUGUUUAACAAAAACAAAUGUUUGGCAGAAAUAUGUUGAGCUGGUAGCCUGUAUUCUUCUGCGCAAGCCAGAAGUAUUUUGUUUUACUGAGUGCCUUCGUCUUAAAGUAGUCGCAUUGUGGUUCUACUUAAUAUGGAACUUCGCUCCACGGAAAUAUUUACAAAAGAAUUAUGUUAACAGAAAAACUAUAAUACUCGUUUACUACUUUAUUCAUUUAUUCAUCAAUGUAGGUAUUUUUCUUUAGAAACGCGGUCAUCGAACGUUUUUCUCCCUAAUUAGCAAAUUUAAACAAAUUGGCCAUAAAACUUGACAGUUUUAUGUUUGCUUUCUUCGGUUUUAAAACUGAUGAAAAGCGAAACACUUUUUCAGUCGCUGUGAACGCUCCGGUUUGUUUAGAGGUGUUCCAUGUUGCUAUCAAAUAGUUUGUCGACAUUAGAGAAGGGGAAGAGGUGCUGCUGUCUGUGUCGACACUAUAAAUGUCAACAUAACGACACGGUCUCCACUAACCGAACAACCAAAUUAUUACAACAGUAUUUCUGCACUGUCGCCUCUAGCCGAACCAUCAAUUCAUCACAUCAACAACAGCCCUUCAAACUACUAAGAUAGUUGCUACCGGGCGGAUAUAUUUUUCUUACAUAGUUUUCCAUUCAUGAUGAUUUAUCUUAUCGUGUUUUCUACUGUUGCUGGUGCCCUGGGCCUGGUCGUCUUCAUACUGUUCAUGAUGCAAUAUCGGUCUUUACAGGCUUGGAGAAUUGACCAAAAUGUGGACCUCAAGAAGGGUACAACACUUACUGCAGUGGAAGUAAUGGAACUGCUGCAAAAGUCUCGGCCUCUUCCUGUUGAUACACUUCAAGGAUGGACACUGUAUUCUUUUGAUAAUGGUACUAGAAUAUGGUGGCACAACUUUACCAUAUCGGGUGCUAGCAUUACAGUCUUUGCUUCUUUUGGUGGAGUUGCAGUGUCAUCAAUGACUGUAUUCCAGGUUUUAAAAGAUAUCAGCCACACAUGGAGUUGGAAGCCUGGUGUUAUGUCCACAUCGUACAUUUUGCGAGGCAGCAGCAAACAGAAAGCUGAUCCAAGAUCAUCACCUUCUUUGUCUUCAGGAAGUUACUCUUCAAAGUCAGCUAAUUAUGAUGUCAUUGCUGAAGAACAUUUAAAGAGUGUAUCUGAUGGUUCAAAAUCAUAUAGCAUACCUUGCCAAAUGCCAAUCACUAAUACUGAAACUGUGACAUUGCAGAGAUAUUGGGAUUGUGAUAACAGUGGAGGUGGUUGGUUAUUGGAAUCCAAUGAGAAAACAGGUGACUGGAAAGUUUAUAUAUUUCAACCUCUCAAAGAUACUUUCCAGUGCUUGAUAACUAUUUUAGUACAUGAAAAACUCCAAUCUCCAAUUGCUACAGCUGCCAUAACUUCUCGUUUGCUUGGAUCUCUUCAGAAUUUUUUCUUGUACAAAAAAGUAAAUCCACCAACAUUUCCAUACGUUUUAUUUCAUGUGGACAAUCAUAGGAUGUUUAUGCAGAGGUCAGCUUCCUUCAGAAGAUCUGGUCAUAGCAAGGACACUAGAUUUUUUAAUAGAUUCCGGUCACUGUUAGAAAAAAAACCAUCAAUGAAUUCCAAAAUAUUAUCUAAAGAAGAACGCCAAAAGACUGAAGAUAUUCUGCGACCAUUAACCUUUCCCUCAGAAGAUUUAAUGGCAAGUUGCUUAGUAGAAGAUUCUACACACAGUCUAACCUCUUCUUCUGCAUCAUCUGGAUCUGUAAAAUCUUCAAAAGACACUCUGGAUAAUCAGAAUAAAUUAGCAGAUCCUGAUAAGGAUAGCGUGUCAGAAGACGAAGUGGAUUCAAAGACAAAUGGACAUGCUGUAUCUGGUUCACUACCACGCAGUGCUUCAGUUCCAGAAGGUGGCUAUAACAUUCCUACUAAUUCACCUAAGGAUCAUCGAUUUGUAUUUUACCAAACAGUUGCUAAUGAAGCAGCAGCUACUCUCUUAAAAGAGCUAACUCUAUCCAGCAACAUUGAUUUACAAUCUCAAACAGAGAACAACAAUUUGACUGGACGUUGGGUGUUUUGUGGCUUAGAUGAUGAAAUUGUCAUUUUACGAAAAAUCCCCGAAGAAGGUAGUUCUUUACAAAGCUACAUGGGUAAAGGUAUAGUCCAGGUGCCUCCAAAAGUCGUAUGGGACACAGUUCGAAAUCCACGAACAAAGUUUACUUAUGAUGAGAGUCUUAAGAAAGUUGAUGUUUUGGAAUCAUUUCUUGAGAGCCUAAAAAUUGUAUAUUUCUACCAUGAAGUGGUUGCACUAUUCCGUAAAGACUGCUGUGAUGCUUGUGUUGUUUUGAGUGAAAGAUUGGAGAACAACCGCUUCAUUUUAUCAAUGCAGUCAGUAGACUAUGAGAAUACACGGAGAGACAAGGAUGCUACAAAAGCAUUAAUUAAGCCAAGUGGUUGGAUAAUUGAGCCAUUGGUCAAAGAUAAUCGGCUGUGUUCUAUGGUUACAUAUAUAAUGCAGAUGGAUUUUGGUCCUCCAAAGACAGCCACUGAUCGAUAUCCAUUCGAGGACCUUGUAAUCCGACAACCACUCAGCAUUGCAGAUUUACGUCGUUACUUGCGAUCGGCAGUGGUAUGGGCUCGUCAUCACUCAUCUCCAGCACGUAGCUGAACAAAUUCUGCUGGAUAUACAGGUUAUAUAAGGAAGGGUGGGUGGGUGUUACCUCCUUUGAAUUGCUGAUUGAACAGAUUUGCACCUUCAACUGAGAUUUUUUUCCUUCAAACAUCAUCUAGAUAACUCACAUGGGUAAUAUGGACCUACUGCUGAAGGAAAAACAAAAUUUCGUCCUGAAAACAAGACAUUUUGAAUUAUUUUUUUCUGUUCUUUAUAAAUUUGU
Messenger RNA from Octopus sinensis (East Asian common octopus), 3195 nucleotides. RefSeq lists its product as uncharacterized. The record is from RefSeq and is a predicted model, not a curated record. The transcript is spliced from 14 exons. Gene Ontology annotation, molecular function: lipid binding. Bases 963 to 2969 code for a protein of 668 amino acids. NCBI's taxonomy places the organism in Eukaryota, Metazoa, Mollusca, Cephalopoda, Octopoda, Octopodidae.